Molecule: messenger RNA, 1097 nt
Organism: Racocetra persica
Lineage: Eukaryota; Fungi; Glomeromycota; Glomeromycetes; Diversisporales; Gigasporaceae
Source: the annotation of a GenBank genome assembly
CUGAAGCUGCCGCUAUAUAUUGUAUGAGAACAUUAAAGGAACAUAUGAUUACUGAAGUUGGCAGUUCAUUUAUGAUAGUGGAUUGUGGCGGUGGUACUGUAGAUCUUACAACGCGGGAGUUAUUGGAAAAUAAUAGACUAGGUGAAAUUACUGAACGUUCAGGUGAUUUCUGCGGUGGGACAUAUGUAGAUAAAGAGUUUAUAAAAUUUUUAAAGCGAAGGGUUGGUGACUCGGCUAUAAGUCUGCUGCACGAAAAUCACUACGGCCAAUUACAAUAUAUGGUACAAGAAUUUUGUCGCCGUGUCAAGUUACCAUUUACAGGUAACAAGAAGGACUUCAAAACUUUUGAACUUGACAUCGAAGAAGUAUGUCCAGUGCUGAAACAAUAUGUGUCAGAAACUACAAAAAUAAAAUUAGAUAAGGAUGACUGGAUAAUCGAUUUAGAAUUUGAAAACGUUAAAGAAAUGUUUGAUCCUGUAGUAGGCAAGAUUAUUAGAUUGAUUAGCAAUCAGCUUAAUGCCGGUGCCGGUUCAGGAACUUGUGCUGCAAUGUUUCUGGUUGGUGGGUUUAGUGAGUCCAAAUACCUUCAGACGAGAAUUAAACAAGAGUUUGGAGCUCAGUCCACUGAAAUUGCUGCUAUUGUAAGGGGUGCAUUGGACUAUGGUCUAAACAUGAAAACUAUUAAAACUAGAGUCCUAAAAUGGACCUAUGGCAUUGAACUGUCACCACAAUGGAAAAAAGGUGAUCCGCCGGAACGUAAGAUUUCUCAUGGACGUAUCAAUGUUUUUAGUAAACUUGUCUCUCGUGGAACAAUAGUUGAUGUAGAUGAAGAAUUUGGUAAAGAAUUAUUCCCAAGUAUAGAAGAUCAAUCAGCUGCUAGUAUGAAAAUUUACAAAACUCCAGCAUAUGAUGGAAAAUACCCUGAUGAACCGGGAAUGGAAAAAUUAGGUGAAUUGAUAUUGGAUUUUCCGGAUUCGCACUUAGGAUUUAAUCGAAAGUUGGAAUUUACCUUAACGUUUGGGCAAAUGGAAAUUCGUGCAUAUUGUAAAAAUCAAAAUGGAAAAAGCGUUGAUGCUAUAUUCAAUUUAGAAUUUUAA